This is a messenger RNA of Clarias gariepinus (North African catfish), 3126 nucleotides long. It is a transcript of the gene chrnb3a, whose product is annotated as cholinergic receptor nicotinic beta 3 subunit a. Lineage: Eukaryota; Metazoa; Chordata; Actinopteri; Siluriformes; Clariidae. Gene Ontology annotation, molecular function: acetylcholine-gated monoatomic cation-selective channel activity; transmembrane signaling receptor activity. The transcript has 6 exons. Gene Ontology annotation, cellular component: synapse; neuron projection; postsynaptic membrane. The record is from RefSeq and is a predicted model, not a curated record. Gene Ontology annotation, biological process: monoatomic ion transmembrane transport; chemical synaptic transmission; signal transduction. Bases 87 to 1538 code for a protein of 483 amino acids.
AGAGACCCAGUCCUUAUCCAGCGGUUCCAGAUGCGGCUUCUCCAGCCGGUGAUGACGCGGGAGAUCACGGCGGUCGCGUGCGCCCGAUGCUCGUGCCGCGGAGUGACGGAGUGAUGCGCGCGCGCGGCGCCACCAUGCAGCUUCAGACCGCGGCGCUCUGCCUCGCGCUCGCGCUCUCUCUGGCGGUAACCGGCGCCGCCGCCUUGGAAGCGUCAGAGGAGUUGAUGUCUUUAGCCGAGCUGGAGGAUUUGCUGCUGAGGAAACUUUUUCACGGUUAUCAGAAAUGGGUGAGACCCGUCCUGCACGCCAACGACUCCAUCACCGUCCGCUUCGGCCUCAAGAUCUCACAGCUGGUGGACGUGGAUGAAAAGAACCAGCUUAUGACUACUAACGUCUGGUUGUGGCAGGAGUGGAUAGACUAUAAGCUGAGCUGGAACCCAGAGAACUACGGUGGGAUCACGUCCAUCCGAGUGCCCUCGGAGAACAUCUGGCUGCCUGACAUCGUCCUCUAUGAAAAUGCUGAUGGACGAUUCGAAGGCUCGCUGAUGACCAAAGCAAUUGUCAAAUAUGACGGUACGGUGACAUGGACUCCUCCCGCCAGCUACAAGUCUUCUUGCACCAUGGACGUCACGUUCUUCCCCUUCGAUCGCCAGAACUGUUCGAUGAAGUUCGGUUCAUGGACGUACGACGGCGCCAUGGUGGACCUGACUCUGCUGGACCCCCUCGUGGACCGUAAGGACUUUUUCGACAAUGGUGAAUGGGAGAUACUGGACGCCAGCGGGCGCAGAGGGAGCCGUCGUGAUGGGAUCUAUUCCUAUCCAUUUGUCACCUACUCUUUUAUCCUAAAGCGACUGCCUUUGUUCUACACGCUCUUCUUGAUCAUCCCAUGCCUCGGCCUGUCCUUCCUGACCGUCCUGGUUUUCUAUCUCCCGUCCGAUGAAGGCGAAAAGCUCUCGCUGUCCACGUCCGUGCUCGUCUCGCUCACCGUCUUCCUCCUGGUCAUUGAGGAGAUCAUCCCGUCUUCGUCCAAGGUGAUCCCGCUGAUCGGCGAGUACCUGCUCUUUAUCAUGAUCUUCGUCACCUUCUCCAUCAUCGUCACGGUCUUCGUCAUCAAUGUGCAUCACCGCUCUUCGGCCACCUACCACCCCAUGGCGCCGUGGGUCAGAAGGCUCUUCCUGCAGAGCUUACCCAAAAUGCUUUGCAUGCGCGGCCACACCGAUCGUUACCUCUAUGCCGAAACGGAGCCACACCGGAGUCCGGAGCUGAAGCACGGGAUGAAGAAAGGGAUGAAGAAGAGCGCAGGAGGGAAGGAGGACGAGUCCUGGGUGGCCAUGCUGGAGAAAGCCACCAGUUCUGUCCGCUACAUAUCCAGACACAUCAAGAAGGAGCAUUUCAUCAGAGAGGUGGUUCAGGACUGGAAGUUCGUGGCUCAGGUGCUUGACCGGAUCUUCCUCUGGGUUUUCCUCACCGUAUCCAUAGUCGGCACCAUCCUCAUCUUCACCCCGGCUCUCAACAUGUACCUCAGCUCCGCUUCUUAAAGACAAACCCAUCCUUACCCGAAACACACACAAGAGACAGCUUUCCUUUAUAAUAAACACUUUAUAAUAAUGUACACCAACCAAUCUUUUAAUUCUCGCCAUUAUUCGUUUUCUAAAACGGCAGCUUAACCCGCAGGUUUAUAUUGAAUACUAUACGUAGUCUCCAGUUUCAGUGCUUUGUAUCACUUUUUCAGAUAUUCAAGACACGCUGUUAUAGGAAAAUAAUCAACGCUAGUGUGUAGACUUAGUUCCCAACACCUCCAUUACCUCACCGAAGGUGAACACACCCUGAGUGUCGGAGCUGAUAUUGUCGCAGUGGAAAAAUUUUGUACGUAAAUGCUAUUCCAGACUGCCCCAUAUUUAUGCAACCCAAGUGUUUUCCAGUGUUUUCCGUACAGCUGAUACAAACCUCACGGAGAGACUACAGCAAAUGUACUAAUCAACCCGUUAUAUAACAAGAUGAAACCAUUUCCUUUUGUCUUUAUACUGUCCAUCAAUAUAUUAACAGUGGAUAUAAAAAGUCUCCUCAUCUCCUCUUCAGGUCACCCUACAGACUUUCAAUCCAAUUUAGGUCUAGGCUGUGGCUUUGCCAUUCCAAAACGUUAAUUUACUUCUGGUGAAGCCAUUGUUUUAUUGAUUUGGAUGUAUGCUUUGAGUCGUCGUCAUGCUGAAAGAUGAAGUUUCUCUUCAUCUUCAGAUUUCUAGCACAAGCCUAAAGUUUUUGUGCCAAUAUUGACUGGUUUUUGGAGCUGUUCAUAAUUCCCUCAACCUUGACUAAGGCUCCAGUUCCAUACUGAAAAAAAAAAAAAAACAGAGCCAAUGCACGAUGCUGCCACCACCAUGCUUCACUGUGGGCUGGGUGUUCUUUUUGUGAUGUGCAGUGUAGUUUUCAUACCAUAACACCCUUUUCCUCGUGCUUUUGAGAGACUUUAAAGUGUGUCUUUGCAAAAUUUAACCUGGCCUGGAUUUAUCCUGGCUUUCUUCACCCUACCCUAUAGCCCAGACAUACUGUAUGAACGAUACGGAAGAUUGCUGUCACAUGUACUACACAGCCAGUACUUGCCAGAAAUUCUUUCAGCUCCUUUAAACCAGUUUUCUUUUCAACUUUUCAUAAAUUUUGGAGGUAAUAUCACUGUUGCACCACAUUUUCUCCAUUGAUGAUGACUAUUCAGGAAAUUCUUUUGUAACCUUCUCCUGACUGAUACAUUUUAACAAAGAGCUUUUAACAGCUGAACCUUAUUAGGGGUAAAUCAGAGGCACUUUUUAAAUGAUAGCAGGUGUGUACUGAUUGCUUAAUUCCGAACACAACAACAUCUCCAGUUAUAAAAGGGUGUGCACUUAUGCAACCAUAUUAUUUUAUCUUUUUAUUUUAAACCCCCCAAAAGAUUUCUGUUUGCUUUUUAAUCGUGUUGUACAGGUUUUUGGUCUCAUCAAAGCUGGAAAAAGACAUGACAAAAAAAAAUGACAUUUUGACUUUUUAUAUCCAUUGUAAUGUCUGUCCGAGUGUUGCAUAUACUGUAUGUCUACAUCUUUAUGUAAUCCAAUGCUUUAAAGUCUUGACAUUUUUGUUAAAUAUGUUGAAUUUCCC